CUUACAUGUCAAUAUACCGCCAGCCCUAUGCCUGCAUUCCCUGUGCUUCUAAGAAGCGAAAAUGUGACCGGCUUUUCCCAUCCUGUACAAGAUGUACCAGUGUGGACCAGCAGUGUUUGUAUUUUAAACAUUUAAGCUCUCGCUCUUCUGGUCCACAGAAUUUGAAAUAUGAAAAACAGAAUCCGGACGCUCUGCAUAGCGCAGGGCUAUCUCUACAGUCAGGGGUAUCUCCCAUAGCCUGUAUCAGAUGCCAGAAAGCAAAACGACGGUGUACCAAACAACUGCCAACAUGCUUACGGUGUGAAAGACAACAGCUUUCGUGUGAAUAUUCGAAGUUCGAGUUAAUUCUCCCUGGCCCUAAUUCGGCCACAUCGCAACCCCAGGGUCUUCCACAUUAUUUAGCACCAAGUGGCUACCAUCCCAUUCGCCAAAAUCUAGGUUGCUUUUGCGCCAAUGGCAAUUGCGAGGGGAAAUCCUGUGGCAGACGUUUUGUCUUACAGCAUAGGGAUGUCUCUCUACGGACCCUGUACGGACUCCAGUUCGAAGUCGAUUAUCCUAUCCAGAGAAAAGAGCACUUCGCCAGCAUGCUUGGGCAUUUUUCCUCACUUCUACCAAAGGACUUUGCGCUACCGAAUAGUCUAACACGACAUGUUUUGACGACAUGGAUGCGUCGCUCCAUAAGUGACCCGUGUCUAUUCCAUGCUACCCUUUUCUGCGCGUCAGCAGACUUGGAUGCACAUCAAAAUACCCCCCAUAGCCCCCGGACAACUUUCCACCAUAUGCAAGCAGCAAAAGUAUUGCGGGAACGCAUCGCGCAGCCCGGAUUUCGCCUCACCUAUGAAACUGCCGGAGCAGCAAUGGCUCUCAGUUACUUUAAUUUAGCUUCCAACAACAUAGAAAGUGCCUUUGUACACCUCAAUGGCCUCAUACAACUCCUGGAAUUAAAACAAGAUGAGGACACGGAUUUUGAAAGCCUGAUUGGUCUUGCUAACCUGACAAUCAUUACCUGCUCCUCGGUUCUGAACAAGGAAUUUCCAGUUUUUUCACCCUCAUCACGACUACUGGCAGCUCCACAACCAUUCAGCUUGUUGGAAAGAGUACUGGCAAGAGCCAAUACCGGUGGCAUUUCAGUCAAGAAAACAAACCACAAAAAUGGCCUUCUUAAUGACUCGUCCCUCCUCAGGAUAAAAGAGAUCUUGAAAUUCCUCAUACAAACAACAACAGGUCCACACCUAACACCAGAAAUUUUAGUCCAAGCACAACUCGCCAAUUCACAAUUGGGAAAAAGAGAAGAAUCUUUAGUCACGGAUCCAAAGAUAGGUUCAACUUCUACACAGAACAUAAAUAAAUGCUGCGAACUCACUGCGGAGAUAUUCUGGAACAUUGUUCUCUAUGCACCGGGAAGCGACGCAAACGCAAGACUUGAGCCGCCAAAGCUACAUGUCCUAACGGCUAUGUUAGCCAAAAUCAGCCCAAUACAUUCAGGUUGGCUCGAAUAUGCCCCGGAAGCAUACGCUUGGGUGUGGUUCACAGCUACAGCAGCAUUUUCAGAUUCCCAUGAUCAAAGAACCUUCAUGAGGACCGCGGUGCCUUUUCUUACGGGGAUAGACUCCGCUGAGCUCUGCCUUGUGAGAGAAAGCUGGAGGUAUCUUAGAUGGCUGAAGGAGAUACGUGCACUUUAUGAUUUUGGCUCUCCUGGCGAAAGAAUGCUCUAUUCGUGACAAGAUUUUUAUUAAGAGUGCCCGUGUACCUCCUAUACAUAUGAAUCAUAAUAUAUGAUGUCGAUUGGGCAAUUAAUUAUCUUCCGGCAAAGCUUCGUCCAUUGCCAAUGUAAUUCUCCGAAGGAACCUGCGGAUACGCCUUCAAAUUCGGAUUGGAGUGGUCGCUUCCUCCAAGGGUACAGCCUAUUUUCUAAGCUCCAGAUGAUCCUAAUAAGCUUGUUUGGGAAUGUAAUUUGGAAUAGAAGUUGUAGGCUUAGUAGACAUCUAGGUACACUGUUUCGAUGAUAUUGUCAACCGUCAUCCGCUUAGUUGGAUCGGGCUGUAAAACAGCAUACAGAAACACAACAUCGUAUUCCGGAAUUCCUUGUGCUACCAACCGGUCGGUCCAAUGUUCCUCGUCAGAAUCCAGGCCUUCCGUUGCGC
Messenger RNA from Aspergillus ochraceoroseus IBT 24754, 2144 nucleotides. RefSeq names its product Zn(II)2Cys6 transcription factor domain-containing protein. The record is from RefSeq and is a predicted model, not a curated record. The transcript has 8 exons. Gene Ontology annotation, biological process: regulation of DNA-templated transcription. Lineage: Eukaryota; Fungi; Ascomycota; Eurotiomycetes; Eurotiales; Aspergillaceae. The coding region runs from base 6 to 1721 and encodes 571 amino acids. Gene Ontology annotation, molecular function: DNA-binding transcription factor activity, RNA polymerase II-specific; zinc ion binding.